Molecule: messenger RNA, 4476 nt
Organism: Lethenteron reissneri (Far Eastern brook lamprey)
Lineage: Eukaryota; Metazoa; Chordata; Hyperoartia; Petromyzontiformes; Petromyzontidae
Product: nectin-3-like
Biological process (GO): heterophilic cell-cell adhesion; homophilic cell-cell adhesion
Cellular component (GO): adherens junction
Source: RefSeq, a predicted model, not a curated record
CCCAAGUCCACGGCGCUGCCAUGAGUCCGAGUGAGCUCGGGUCGUGCGCGUCGUGAAAACCAGUCGACCUCCAGGCAGGCCGGAUGAGUGGAAAUUAAAGAACUUGGUGCUGCCCGUGUGAAAUAUGAAAGGACCGUUUCGGCUAUUGGUGCUUUACGGUUUGGUGACCUUGGGAACCUCCCAAGUGGAUGUGGAUCAGUUUGUCAAUGUGAACCGUGGGCAAGAGGUCACCCUGAGAUGCGUCUACACGGGGACACACACACCUGGGAGUAUAACCUGGCGGAAAGUAAACGGAGACGCCUCAGUGAGAAUCGCCGUUGCCCUUUCCAGCGGUUACAGAAUUGACAAUAGCACCUUCUACGGGCGACUCAACUUCACAAACUACACCUCUGAACUGUGGAACGGAUCCAUCCGCAUUGAAGACCUCCGUCUCGGGGACGAGGGAGACUUCUCCUGCAUCUUUGCCACUCUUGAUGACGACGUUCAAGCAACAAUCAACCUCACUGUGAACGUUCCCCCAAAAGCCUCCCUAGAGUUGAACCCGAACAAUUUGGUAGACGGCAUGGGGCUGGUAACCGUGGUGACGUGCGUCGCUCAGGAAGGAAAACCCGCAGCCUCCAUUACCUGGAGUGGCCUCCAUCAGGGCAGCUCCAAUGAGACCACAGAGGUGGCGCCGAACGGCACGGUGAUGGUGAGGAGCCGCUACUGGCUGGAGCCCACGUACGAGAGCCACGGGAGGAUACUCACCUGCAGGGUGGAGCACCGGGCCCUCGAUUCUCCAGUGGAGUACUCUACGACCCUCAACAUCCACUACAAACCGAGAGUGAGCAUCGCUGGCUACGAUGGCAAUUGGUACGUGGAUAAGGAAGGAGCCUCGUUGACUUGUGAAGCAGACGGGAACCCUAACAGCACGCACUACCUGUGGGACAGGAAAAACGGCUCCCUGCCCAACGGGACGGUUGUGAGCGGCAACUCCCUGUCCUUUAAGCGGCCACUAGUGGAGUCAGACUCUGGGUCGUUCUACUGCUGGGCCAAUAACUCUGUGGGCUGGGGCGAGGCGGUGGUUAUCAUUACCAUCCGGUCAGGUACAACCACCGCUGCUACAACCACCGCUACUACAACAACUACAUCCACUACGCCCAACGCAGCCACAACACCAGGUGGUGGCGCCGGUGUUGAGCCCUGGAUCAUAGCUGUCGCCGUCAUUGUGCCACUAUUGGUUUUGGCUGCAGUGGCUGCAUUAGUCUUUUUAUUCUGCAAGAAGAAGGGGACUCAAGCAAUGAAGAAGCGAAAACAUGGCCAGGACGCUCCAGUAGGUUCCGCACACCAACUGAACGACCAUACUAACAAUGACGUGGAGACCCCUGGAGCCCAGCCACAUGGAAAAGGAGCGCCCAUUGGGCAACAGAUCCCCAGUGAGAAUAAAACAACAGAGUAUGCGGAGAUUACAAUGCCUCCUCCCGGUAAAGACAAUCUCACCGACGGAGGGCUGAACGGCAAACCGAAUCGUGGCUACGAAGACAACCCUGCCGGCAGUGGUGGAAAACAGUCACCACAAGCUGCUCCGGUGACGAUUUACGCUGAACUCGAUAAAGAGAACUUGGCUAAGAAAAGUCAAUUUGGAUCCACAUCAGCUGGCAAACCUACAAGUAGUGGAAAACAGCCACCACAAGCUGCUCCGGCACCGAUUUAUUCUCAAGUCAAUAAAGAGAAAUCGGCUAAGAAAAGUCAAUUUGGAUCCACAUCAGCUGACAAACCUACAAGUUCGAGCCUCCAAGCAGAAGAUGAUGACGCAAAUGGGCAACAGGGAGCUUCACAGCUCAUAGGAUUGCCGAAGCCAAACGUACCUCCAAAGCCGAGGAAGGAUUCCCAGAAUAACAACUAUUGAAGUGAGACUCAAGAAAGUGAAAUUGAGCCACCCGCGGGACGUGAUGAAUGGACACGAAAAGACAAGAUCUAAGAAGACAAGGUCUCUCACCUGUGUCUCAAUGGCCAGGGGAAUAAGCACUCAGCCAGCACCGCUUAGGAUCUGGGUUAAAUCCCUAGGACAAGCGUUUCUCCUCCCAUCUCGGGGUUUAAAAUGGCCGGGUCAGCGCAGUAUGCUAGCGCCGAUUAGAGUUUGGUUUCUGUGAUUUUUUUGUGUUGAUGAUUUUAUACAAUGUAAUGUCAAGUUUUCAUGAAGUCGCGAUUGUUAUGUGGUCACUUCCCCAUAACUUUGUAACCGUGUUGUGAAUUGUUUAUUGCGUUUUUUUGUGUAAUUCUACUGCACCUCCAGUGUGAAAUUAAGCAAACUUUGAAAUGUUCUUCAUCUGUGCGAGCUCGAUAUAAGCCCAUCGUGAUAAUUCAUUUAAACUUAACAUGCCCCCGAAAUCACAAAGCGUAUCUCAUCUCAGGCAUUCGAAGGAACCGCCACUCCCCCACCUCCCGCAGUUCCAGCUGUCCCUGUGUCGCAUUCAUUUUUGUAUUCAGUCUGCGCGUGGAAGAGCAGGCCAAAUAUCCGCUGCUGGUGGUCUCAAGUGGAGGCUCUUCCGCCAGCAGUGACGUGAGCAGCAAUUGCAGGGCUGCUCCUUUAGCCACUGUUUUUGACCCAGGUCGCCCUUGCAAAUUGGGACUAAUCUGGUCUCUUGAGUUCCCACCUGGUUAAACCAAAUCCACUCUACUCCUUCGCUCACCAUCUCACUCAUUCACUCACUAACUCAUUCACUCACUCACUGAGCAUCUCACUCGCUCGUGUAAAUGAUAAUAACCCUACAACACGUAUUAUGACGCACUUGCUGCCAGUUGUAAAAGAAUAGCGAAACAAUUACAAUUAAAUGCACUAUUAAUGUAAUGCACAUAUGACCGCCAAUCAUUUCCAUUACUCCCGAAAAUGUUUUGCGAAAGUGCUAAUCUCACGAGCGUUCUAUUUCUGACACAGCCAUUGAAGCCAGAAUGUGAGAGGUUCCUACAUGUUCUUGACACCGCCAUUAUGAACACUCUGAGAAAAAGUUAAAUACAUUGUGUGACCCAGGGCUUCAAUCUAAAAUCUCGCUAUGUCCGGCAUGACCAUUAUGAACCUAUGGGCGCCACGGUGGCGAGAUGUUAACGGCCUCGCCUGGUAUGCAGGAGGUCGUGGGUUCGACCCCGACCCUGACGCCUGCUGUAUAUUUGGAGGUUGCGUGUUUUUCUCCGGGUCCUACGCCCCCCCCCCACCCUCAAAUUUCGAAUCAACAUCAUGCGUUCAGAGUAUUUGGCUGCAAUAAAUUUCCACGUGAUGAGCCACUUCAUUGGGCUUCUGAAAAAGAGCUACAGAACUCAGUGGGCCUUACCUGGAAAAAUAGGAAGUAGUUUUAUUUUUUAUUUAAGCCUUAGAUCUUAGGUCAUGAAGGCUUACGUCGAUGAGUGACUGAGAUUUUUUUUUUCUCCCAAACUCUGGAACUCGUUCCCCAUGAGAUUUCAGGAUCUCAUUUAGUCCAUGGACAUUUUUAAAACAUGUCUUUGAAAAAUUGCCCUGAGCAUUCAUUGUGUUAAGUGUUUUUAGUUUUCGGGAGUAUUUUUAUGCCGCGUGUCCACAUCUCUGUGUCCUGAACAGAGUUUUUAAAUCAUUGAUGGGGGGCACUAUAUACAUCGAAUAUAUUAUUAUUAUUAAGCUCUGCUUGACAGGUCCUCAGUACAAGCUGGGGCUGGCAUUGGCACUGAUGUUAUUAUCCACGACUGCAAAUAGAACUUCGGAUCAUUCGGAUCACGGCGCAAAGCGCACCCACUGCUUCCCACUCGGAGAAAAAAAUUAUGAUGGCACCGUGGCACUUGUGACAGGCUAGCUGCACUUUGAAGGCCACGAGGAGGUCAUGGGUAUUGGGGCCCAGUGAUGUGGAUUUCUUGAUCGAGAUGACUGGCAGAUGGCACCACCGCCUGUGCUCCCCCCAGACUGUGCCAACUCUCUGCGUUUUAUCUGCCCGCUGCUGCUGCUUGUUGUUGUGAGCGUCGCUCCUCUGCCCCUCCGUUGCUGGAGGGCGCUUUGCCUCUGACUGUCCAGUAGUAGUGUUCUUCACGAGCUUCCUCCUCCACAGAGGCCGAUCUUGACACCGCAACUCCCUCGUGUGCCACAGUGCCGGCCUUCAUAGGUGCCACUCGCUAACAGCACUUGCCUCGAACAGUCAGUUAAGGGUACACGGGGGAUCACUGUCUUUGGGACCAGAUUUAUGUAAUGUAACAAUUUACAUCGGAUUACACACACAAGGUGCGUUUUAAUUGCCUGAUUGUAUUUUAGUGUGAAGAAUCAGAUGUUUUUUCUUUCAUGAAUUUAUUUGAUGACAGCGGAAUAAACUCAACGCGGAUGUAUGAUAUCUAAUUAAAAAAGAUACGAAAUUUCUACUGUAAAUACCUGUCAAAUUUUGUAAUUCACUUUAAAUCAUAGGGUGACGAUUUUUUCACGUAAAAUGCACCACGGCAAGAUACGGAAGUCGUACGAUGCUUGAAAUAAAAAAAAUAAUGAAA